Lodderomyces theae is the source of this 294-nucleotide messenger RNA. RefSeq names its product Dad1p (gene DAD1). The transcript has a single exon. The record is from RefSeq and is a predicted model, not a curated record. The coding region runs from base 1 to 294 and encodes 97 amino acids. NCBI's taxonomy places the organism in Eukaryota, Fungi, Ascomycota, Pichiomycetes, Serinales, Debaryomycetaceae. Gene Ontology annotation, cellular component: mitotic spindle; DASH complex; mitotic spindle pole body.
AUGUCCGGUACAAACAACGACUACUUCAACAAACAGAGGGAUAUACUAAUCCAGGAAAUCUCAAACAACUUGUCGGAAGUAUAUACCAAUUUGGAAACUUUAAAUCGAUCAUUGAGUGAAAGUAUACAGAUCGGUAAGGAGUUUGAUGAUGUGGGGAGAUUAUGGCGUACUUUUUAUGAUGGUAUGAACAGUAUAAAAGAGGAAACAAGUGCAGCAGGUAUUUCUGAGCACGAUGGGAAAACAGGGCAACCUGAAGCUGACUCUAGGCGAACAGGCACAAGUCCUGAGAAGUGA